Molecule: messenger RNA, 7374 nt
Organism: Tyto alba (common barn owl)
Lineage: Eukaryota; Metazoa; Chordata; Aves; Strigiformes; Tytonidae
Product: FRAS1-related extracellular matrix protein 2-like
Biological process (GO): cell communication; homophilic cell-cell adhesion
Cellular component (GO): membrane
Molecular function (GO): calcium ion binding
Source: RefSeq, a predicted model, not a curated record
AUGUAUGGACGAAUUCUCACUCGCCCCUUUUCGAGCUCGAAGGGGCCGGUUGUGUUUGGCUUUGAACUGCUGCCUCUGCUCCUCUCCGCGCUGAAUUCCCUUCCCCCUCGAGGAAAUUUGGGGUUUUCAGCCGGCGCUGCUGCUGCUGCUUUUCGGGGGGCGGCAGAGCCCCCGGUGGAGCCCGACCCCUCGGCUAUCGUGGUCUCCCACGAGGGGCUGCGCGUCCCCCUCGGCCGCUCCGUCUCGCUGGGCCCGGAGGCGGAUCUGGUGCUGCGGGUGCGGCCGGCGGACCGGUGCGUUGUGGCGGAGCUGGGGAGCGGGCGGCGCCCUGGAUCCUUCCCCUGCGCCUUCGCCCGCGGGCAGGUCACCUACACCCACUUCGGAGCCCGCAGCCCCGGCCGGUACCGCCUGCGCCUUCAGCUCCGCUACGACUUUCCCCGCCGGACCCUCGUCGUGCCCUUCACGCUGGAGGUGGAGUUGCCGUUCCAGCAGCCGCGCUUGCUCAGCCGCAACCUCCCCCUGCCCGUGGAGAAGCUGCGGGGGCUCAGCGCGCCUUUAGACGGCGAGGUGCUGGGCUUCCUCGAGGGCGAGCCCGGCCGGCGCUGCCGCCUCACCUUGCUGCCCCCCGAGGCCGCUGGCGCCGGCCCCCUGCCCGCCCACGGCGGCUGCUCCGCCGUGCUGCGAGCCGGGAUCCGCUACCAGCACACGGCGGUCACCGCCUCCCCCGGCCGGGACCGCGUCCCGGCGCGGGUGUCGGUGCUGCCUGCCGCCGGCCCGGGGCAGCGGGAGUAUUUCCAGGUGCUGGUGCGGACCCACGGAGGGGCUGACAACACACCGCCCAAGCCCAGCUUCCUGGCGCUGCUUAUGAUGGAGGUGGACCAGUUCGCGCUCACAGCCCUCACCCUGGAUAUGCUGGCUGCUCAGGACCUAGAGACUCCCCCGGACCUCCUGGUCUUCAACCUCAUCUCGGUCUGGCCUGAUGACCCAGGGCAGCAAGGCUUCCUGCUCAGCACUGAUGACCCCAGCCGCCCCCUCCUUGCCUUCUCCUCGCAGCAGGAGGUGAGGGAGCUGAAGAUUGCCUACCAGCCCCCUACCCUGGACUCCAACCGGGAGCGGCUUUUCCAGGUGGAAAUGGAGGUGCUGGACCCUGACGGCGCCUCCUUAGAGCAUUUUGCUUUCAUGAUCCUGGUAAAGCCCAUGAACACAUUGGCCCCUGUGGCCACUUUCGAUUGUGUGGCUGGCCUGCAGCUGAUGUUCUUUGAGGGCCAGUCACGGCCUCUGUCUGGCAACUUGGAGAUCAGCGAUGAGGACAAUCUGAAAGAGGUGAAGGUCUGGGUCAUGCGGGGCCUGCGAUAUGGGAAGCUCGAGGUACUGGGUGUGCCACCCAGCCGCAAGUACUUCACUGCUGCAGAGCUAGCUGCAGGGCAGGUGAUUUACCAGCACGAUGGCAGUGACAACAGCUACAGCGACAACAUUGUUUUCUGCAUGGCAGACAGGCAGCACCAGGUUGAAUUUCUGUACCCGAACACCAUUGCUCCCAAUGAUGAUCAGCCACCGCUGCUGAAUGCAAAUACCAGGCUGGUGUUGAGUGAGCACCAGACUGUCCAAAUCUCACCUUUUGUCCUCAGUGCCACUGACGUUGACUCUGACGAUAGCUCUAUCCGAUUUGUCCUGGCUGGGGACUCUGCAGUGCCCCUACCUCACUCCCACCGCUUUGGUGAGCUGCUGUUGCGUCAGGGAGAGCAACCAGCAUCUUAUGAGAGCAAAGAGAGCGGUGCAAGGUUGGAGAGUGACUCCUCUUCCUCCCCUUGGCGCUUUGUGGAGGAUGAAGAUGUGUAUGAGAGGGUGGUGAGCGAGUGGCUGCAGCAGGACAUCCUCGAUGGGAGGCUGUUCUUCAGGCGCAGGGGAGCUCACAACGUCAGCCUAGUGAUGGGCCACAUCGUGUUCCAGCUGCAGGAUGACAACGACCCCCCUAACCAGUCAGGGGAACAUGUGCUCACUGUCAAAAUCCAACCAGUAGACAACCUGCCACCUGCACUGUACCCAGGUACUAGCCUGCAGAUAACAGUGCAGGAAUACCAGCUGACUGUCUUUAAGAAGCACAAUUUACGGUACACUGACCUGGAUAUGAAUGACAGGGAGCUGAAGUACACUUUACUGACACCCCCAAGUGACACAGAUGAGAACCACUCUGUGGUCACUGGAGAGAUUGUGUUGGCCGACAGUCCGGAGACGUCCAUUACACAUUUCACCCAAGCCCAGGUCAACCACCACAAGGUGGCAUAUCGACCCCCGGAGCAGGAGCUGGGGAUCACACCGUGGGUGGUCCAGUUCACCUUCCUUGUAGAGGACUUGGCUGGCAAUUCACUGCAAGGUACCUUUACUCUCUUCCUGCAGCCGGUGGACAACCAGCCACUUCAAAUCACCAAUACAGGCUUUACUGUGCUUGAGGGAAACAGUUUCCUUCUCACCAGCGAUCAACUGGAUGCUACAGAUGAGGAUACGUCUGCAGACCAGAUUGUCUUCACUGUAACUCAAUCUCCAGAGCAUGGCCAUCUACAUUAUCUGGAGGAGGGUCUGCUGGUGCAAGGGGAAUCUUUCUUGCUAGAUGAUAUUGCUGGUGGGCGCAUCUCCUACAAGCACAGCGGUGAUGAGUUUGCCAGUGAUUCUUAUCAGUUGGAAGUGAGUGAUGGAGUCCAUCAUGUGCCAAUCACAGUCAAGAUUUCGGUGCAGCCCGUGGAUGAUGAAAACCCAACUAUUGCUCUCCCUGGUGGACACAAACGAGUGGGAGCAACCAUUGAUGUCCUGGAAAAUGAUGCUACUGAAAUUACUACUUCACUUAUCCAGGGUAUGGAUGUGGAUACGGAUGACUUGAUGCUGACCUUCAUUGUGCAGGACCCACCCAAGCUGGGUGACAUCCUUGUGGGUGGAGUACGAUCAGAAAAGUUUACCCAGCAUGACCUCAUCAGCGGAGCAGUAGCCUAUGCUCACACCAGUGGAGAGAUUGGCUUGAAAAAGAGGUACGAUUCCUUCAAUCUCACCAUUUAUGACCUCUCCCGUGAACAGGUGGUGGGAGGCAGCACGGUACAAAGAGUGCAUGUGGCUGUAACUAUAUUGCCUGUGGACAGCAUUGAACCCAAAGUGAUGGUUGCGGCAGAGCCACUCAGUGUCCUUGAGGGAGGGAAGAGUACUCUAACUCUGGAUCAGCUGGAUGUGAAGGAUGUAGAUACUCCCAGAGAUGACGUUUUGUGCAUUGUCACAGUUCAGUCCACUUCAGGAUAUUUGGACAAUGUCUCUCCAGCCCCAGGGUCCGAGAAGCCUAGAGCCGGUACUGCCAUUAGUGCUUUUUCCAUGAAAGAUGUUCGUCUGGGCCAUGUCAACUAUGUGCAGAGCAUUCACAAAGGGGUAGAGCCCAUGGAGGACAGAUUCACUUUCCAGUGCGCUGGCGGUGUGAACUUCUCACCUCACCAGUUCUUCUCCAUUGUCAUCAUCCCCACCAGACAGGUUCUAGCUGUUAAGACUGAUAUUGAUGAAAUGAGGAUCAGCUAUGUCCUGAAGGAAGGUGAUAAUGCUACCAGUGACAUCUUCUAUUUCUCCAUUGAAGACAGUGGGGGGAACAUGUUAAAGAGCCAGCCAUUUCGACUGAACUGGGCUUGGCGUUCACUGGAGAACUACGUCCUAGAUGAGAACUCCAAAUUUCUGGAGGUGACCAUCAGACACAGAGGAUAUCUGCAAGAAACCUCAUUCAUCAGUAUUGAAACCAAAGAUGGUACAGCAGUGAAGGAUAAAGACUUCAAGGGGAAACCUCAGAAACAGGUCCAGUUCAGUCCAGGACAGGCUUUGGCUUCCUGGCAAGUGAGGAUAAUUGAAGACAAUGAAUAUGAGGCAUCUGAAACAUUCCAGAUUGUUCUGUCUGAUCCAGUUAUGGCUGCCCUUGAGAUUCCAGCCAUAGCAACAGUUGAAAUUGUGGAUCCUGGUGAUGUAUCUACAGUGUAUAUUCUUCGGCUGGAAUAUAGAAUAGAGGAAGAUAUAGGUGAACUGCUGAUUCCUGUUAGAAGAGCUGGAGUAGAACCUGCUUUGUACUUUGGUAACACUGAGUAUCAAGUAGAUGAAAGCUCUGGUUAUGUGGAGAUUCGUGUCUGGAGGACUGGAACAGAUUUGUCCAAAGCAGCUUCUGUUACGGUGCGUUCCAGAAAAUCAGAACCAGUGUCAGCAGAGGCUGGAGUUGAUUACGUGGGCAUCAACCAUAACCUGGAUUUUACACCGGGAGUCAACAUGCAAAUGUUUCUUCUUAUCAUCCUUGAUGAUUUGGGCCAGCCUAUUCUGGAAGGUCUGGAGAAGUUUGAACUAGUUCUCUGCAUGCCCAUGAAUGCGAUGCUUGGAGAGCCCAACAUAACUACUGUCUUUAUCAACGACACCAUCGCUGACUUACCCAAAGUCCAGUUCAAAGAACCCAUGUACAUGGCAAAUGAAAAAGAUGAACAGCUGGUAGCACUCAUUUAUCGAAGCCAUAAUAUAAUUGAUAAUGAUGUGAAGUGGACACCUUACAAGACGUACAUUCAGGAGCCUCAGGAACCUGGAGAAAUUGCACUAGUUAGAAUCCAUGUUCUACGCCUCGGUGAUAGCUCCAAAGUAUCUGUUGUCAGAGUGCACACAAAAGAUGGUUCAGCCACCUCAGGGGAAGACUACAAUCCAAUGUCAGAAGGUCUUUGCCAACCUCGCAUCCCAGGAACAGUAGGAGCAGAACCUUUCUCGGCUAAAAUUCGAUACGUGGGUCCAGAUGGUCCUGACCACCCAAAUCUGAUCUGACUAACAGUCACAAUGCCCCAUAUGGAUGGAAUGCUGCCAGUUAUCUCCACGUGCCCCUUAUCCAACUUUGAGCUAACGCUUAGCCCGGACGGCGCUCGUGUGGCACACCACAAGUGCUCCAGCCUACUGGACUAUAAUGAGAUCCAGACCAAACAUGGGUUUAUUACAGAGGAAACGCAGAACCCCAAAGUGAUUGGAGAAACGUCACCUUACCAGUACAGCAGUGCUCUGAGGUCUGCCAAAACCUUACGUUUCUACCAGAACCUCAACCUCGAGGCUUGCCUGUGGGAGUUCAGCAGUUACUACGACACAUCUGAGCUGCUGGCUGACUGCAGGGGCUCCAUUGGCACGGACGGGCAGGUCUUGAAUCUGGUGCAAUCGUAUGUAACUCUACAGGUGCCUCUCUAUGUCUCCUACGUCUUCCACUCCCCUGCUGCCGUUGGUGGCUGGCAACAUUUUGACUUGCAGUCUGAACUGAGACUCACCUUUGUGUACGACACGGCUAUCCUGUGGAAAGAUGGGAUAGGCAGCCCUCCUGAGUCAGAGCUCCAAGUCUCCCUCUAUCCCACGAGUAUGCAGAUCAGUGACGAAGGGCGACUGGUGGUGAACUUCCGAGCAGAGAUUCGUUUCCAGGGCCAGCUGGUGAUGUCCCACCCAGGAACAUCCCUGACAUCAAUGGUGAUGUCUGCUGACCACCCUGGCCUCACGUUUACACUUAGUCUGCUACAAAGUGAGCCGACCUUCCACCAGCCCGUGCAGCAGUGGAGCUUUAUCUCUGACUUUGCUGUACGAGAUUACUCGGGUGCUUACACUGUGAAAUUCAUCCCUUGCACUGCUGCGCGCGGUCAGCAAUAGCCCGUCUGCAACCCACGGGACCCCACUGCGUUUGAUAUGGACAUCAGGUUCCAAUAGGUCGGUGACCCAGUGGCAGCAGAGUUCCGUCUAAAUACUCAGAUGUUUCUGCUGUCCAAAAAGGAGCUUUGGAUAUCUGAUGGAUCAAUGGGAUUUGGAGAAGGAGCUGAUGUAGCCUUUACUAAAGGAUCUGAAAUCUACGGCCGAGUGAUGGUGGAUCCAGUUCAGAAUCUCGGUGACUCCUUCAGCUGCAACAUCGAGAAGGUGUUCCUUUGCACUGGUGCCGAUGGGUACGUGCCCACGUACAGCCCAGACCAGCAGGAAUACGGAUGCCUGGCUGGCUCACCCUCCCUCUUGUACAGAUUCAAGAUCCUGGAUAAAGCUCAACCCGAGACACAAGCAAGAGCCUUUGGGAACCUGGAGUUUCGUGCUGCAUUAGCAGCUGAUCAUGCAGAUGCUUUUCCUCUGGUAAAACAGCCUGGUUCUGAUGGUUUCAGCCUGUCCUCUGCUCCGCUCUUCCAGGUGACAGCUGGCCGAGAAUGGUACAUUCACACUAUUUACACGGUCCGAUCGAAGGAAAAUGCGCACAGGCACAAGGGGAAGAGAAGUCUUGCCUUCCACCACGCAUUGUCCUCUGCUGAAGGAAUAGUUAGCACCACAGCCUUUAAACACAGCAGAAGAGCCAACCCAGGUGCCCCGGUCUUCAUGGAAGGUAUUGGAGCAGAUAAAAACAGGGGCACGAAUAUUCAGCAUAUUGCACUUGACCGUUCUGACAAAGCUGUCUUCAUCCAGAAAGAUGUGGUCCCCGCUGGCGUGCCGCGUCACAGGCCAGUUCUGGAAGUCGGGAGCAGGGACCCUGGCACGGGUAUUGUACCCGUUACUGGGGGCUUGGCAGGACUGCUGCUUCUGAUCUGCACCGUGGUCCUAACUCUUCUUCUGUUGAAGCAGAGGAAACAGCCGUCUGCUGGGAGAAGCAAAGGGCCUGUCGGCCACUCCAGCAGCAGUGGCACUGUGACCACACGGCACGGCAGCAGGGACAGCUCAGAAGUCCAGCCUGCUUCUUGGGCACUUGUCUUUUAACGUGUAAUUUCACCAAAAAGCAGACUCUCAAAUCUAGCUCUUGGCCGACUCCUUUGCACGGACAAUUGGCUGCUCUGGUUCCAAUGCUGGUUCAAUUGUUAAGUAACGGGCAGCAGUUUCUGACAGGGUUGGUGUACUAGGUUCCUGUGUGGGUGACUCAGAGAAUUCAAACUAGUACUCCAUGACGUGGAGUUGAUGCUUUUUUUUCUUUUAAAUCUAGUUUUUCUUUAAUGUUUUGAAUAUAUGCAGCUGUAAACGUGCCUUAUAUCCACCAUGAAAGGUCAGUGCCUAGGAGGAUGCUGGUUUUGAUUACACGUACAGUGUCUAGUCUAGCUUUCAGAUAACUGUUUUUGUUUUUUGUUGUUGGUUUUUUAAAUAAUUAUUGCUGAGGAAGUAGCGUUAGAACGGAAGCUAAGUAGUAGAUGAGUGUUCUUUGAGUGAUGAGGACCUCAGACAUAUUGGACAGUGGUGGGAGACUCACACAGGUAAGGCUGUGUUCGUAAUUAUCUGGGAGAGCAUUGUAUGUGAUCAGUGAGCAUUUUGUGAGACCCCUCACCUGCAGUACUGAGUCCCAACGUAAGAAGCCUACAACAUAUGGACAUGGCCCUGGUGGAGCAGGUCCAGAGGAGGAUC